CCCCAUGGACCCCCUGAAGCGGUCCCCUCCCCCCUGCCCUUCCCCAAGGCCCUCCAGUCCCAGGACCCAACCCUGUGAGAUGCUGGGCCACGUGGGCAUCGAGACUGUGCUGGACCAGCUGAAGAUCAAGGCCAUGAAGACGGGGUUCGAGUUCAACAUCAUGGUGGUAGGGCAGACCGGGCUGGGCAAGUCCACGAUGGUGAACACACUGUUCAGGUCCAAGGUGUGGAAGUCAACCCAUCCAGGCACGGGGGUGUCCAUGCCCCAGACGCUGCAGUUACACUCAGAGACUCAUGUCAUUGAGGAGAAGGGCGUGAAGCUGAAGCUGACAGUGACCGACACGCCCGGCUUUGGGGACCAGAUCAACAACGAUAAGUGCUGGGAACCCAUCCUGGGCUACAUCAACGAGCAGUAUGAGCGGUACCUGCAGGAGGAGCUGCUCAUCACCCGCCAGCGCCAUAUCCCCGACACGCGUGUGCACUGCUGUGUGUACUUUGUGCCUCCCACCGGGCACUGCCUGCGGCCCCUGGACAUUGAGCUGCUGCAGCGGCUGUGCCGGACCGUGAACGUGGUGCCUGUGAUCGCCCGGGCUGACAGCCUGACCAUUGAGGAGCGAGAGGUCUUCAGGAACAGGAUCCAGCAGAACCUGAAGACGCACUGCAUUGAAGUGUACCCUCAGAAGUGCUUUGAUGAAGACAUCAACGACAGGAUCCUCAACAGCAAGAUCCGGGACCGGAUCCCCUUUGCUGUGGUCGGGGCUGACCGCGAGCACCUGGUGGAUGGGAGGUGCGUCCUGGGCCGUAAGACCAAGUGGGGUGUCAUUGAAGUGGAGAACAUGGCACACUGCGAGUUUCCACUCCUGAGAGAUCUACUCAUCCGCUCCCACCUCCAGGACCUGAAGGACAUCACCCACAACGUGCACUACGAGAACUAUCGCGUCGGCAGACUCAAUGCUAGCCACCUGUUGCCCCGCGGGCCCGGCUGGGUGAACCUGGCCCCGGCCACUCCAGAACAGCUGACCAGCCCCCGGCCCCUGAGGGCCUGCAGGCGGCCCCACGAUGACUCAGAGGAGGAGUCAGGACUCUCCAUGGCCAACCCCAGGCCUGCCAGCUCCUGAGUCCCCGGCAGUCCCGGCACACACCUGUGCACCAGAGCAUCU
Molecule: messenger RNA, 1159 nt
Organism: Carlito syrichta (Philippine tarsier)
Lineage: Eukaryota; Metazoa; Chordata; Mammalia; Primates; Tarsiidae
Gene: SEPTIN12
Product: septin 12
Exons: 9
Coding region: 5-1117 (370 amino acids)
Biological process (GO): cytoskeleton-dependent cytokinesis
Cellular component (GO): septin ring; microtubule cytoskeleton; cell division site
Molecular function (GO): GTP binding; GTPase activity; molecular adaptor activity
Source: RefSeq, a predicted model, not a curated record